Messenger RNA from Suncus etruscus (white-toothed pygmy shrew), 1026 nucleotides. RefSeq names its product G protein-coupled receptor 65 (gene GPR65). Gene Ontology annotation, biological process: G protein-coupled receptor signaling pathway. Gene Ontology annotation, molecular function: G protein-coupled receptor activity. The transcript has a single exon. Gene Ontology annotation, cellular component: membrane. Bases 1 to 1026 code for a protein of 341 amino acids. NCBI's taxonomy places the organism in Eukaryota, Metazoa, Chordata, Mammalia, Eulipotyphla, Soricidae. The record is from RefSeq and is a predicted model, not a curated record.
AUGAAUAACACAUUUUGCAUUGAAGAACAGCAUGACCUAGAUCAUUAUUUGUUUCCAAUUGUUUACAUCUUUGUAGUCAUAGUCAGCAUUCCAGCUAAUAUUGGAUCUCUCUGCGUGGCUUUUCUACAAGCAAAGAAGAAAAAUGAAUUGGGAAUUUACCUUUUCAGUUUAUCCCUAUCAGAUCUGCUGUAUGCAUUAACCCUUCCUCUCUGGAUUGACUAUACUUGGAAUAAAGAUAACUGGACAUUCUCCCAUGCCUUGUGCAAAGGGAAUGCUUUCUUAAUGUUCAUGAAUUUCUACAGCAGCACAGCAUUUCUCACCUGCAUUGCUGUUGAUCGGUAUUUGGCUGUCGUCUACCCAAUGAGGUUUGCUAUUCUAAGGACAAGAAAGUUUGCAUUCAUCGUCAGCCUAAUUCUCUGGAUAUUGGAAUCCAUCCUCAAUGGAGUCAUUUUGUGGGAAGAUGAAACUUCUAUCGAGUAUUGUGAUGCCAAAAAGUUUAAUUUUACUCUAUGUUAUGACAAAUACCCCUUGGAGAAGUGGCAAGUCAGGUUUAACUUGAUCCGCACAUGCACAGGCUAUGUCAUCCCUUUGAUUGUCAUCUUGAUAUGCAACCAGAAAGUCUACCGAGCAGUACAGCGGAAUCAAGCCACGUUAAACAGUGAGAAAAAGAAAAUCAUCAAACUCUUGGUUAGUAUCACAUUGACUUUUGUCUUGUGCUUCACUCCCUUUCACGUGAUGUUGCUGAUCCGCAGCAUUUUAGAGAAUGAUGUGAACAUUGCUCAGAAUACGUUUGACCACAAACGAGGAAAGCAAACUUAUAAAAUAUAUAGAGUCACCGUUGCAUUGACAAGUUUAAAUUGUGUUGCUGACCCAUUUCUGUACUGUUUUGUCACUGAAACUGGGAGAUCUGAUCUGUGGAGUGUAUUUAAGUUUUGUACUGAGAAGCUAAGUAAGUCAAAAAAACAAAGUGAAGGAACAUUUUCUGUGUCUACAAAAGAUACAAUGGAAUUACAUAUCCUAGAAUAG